AUGGCUAGUUAUUCUUUAGUUGAAUCGAAUUCUUUCGGGUCAGAAAAUUGGUGUCUUAAGUUACAGCCUAGUUAUAAACAUGGUCUUUUAACUGGAUUAAGUAAUGGCGAAAUACGUUUGCUAGACUGGAGUACUGGUAAAUCAGUACAAAAGAUUAAGGCGAGCGAAACUGCAAUCAAUGAUAUGAAGGUCAUCGGUAGCGACUUCUCUGCUGGUCAUCUAGUUAGUAGCGCCUCUAUCGACGCGGUGAAAGUUUUCGAUAUAAGGACGAAUGACCGCAUUGCUCAAAUUCAAAACGAGGCCAACUCCCCCUUUAUUUCCUUAGAUUCUCGUCAUGGUCUAUUGGCCUGUGGUACCGAAUUGCAGGGAAUUGACGCUGCUGUAUACAUAUAUGAUAUUCGCAAAUGGGACACUCCAUUGAGAUCAUUAAUUGACUCUCACCAUGAUGACGUUACCUGUAUUAAAUUUCAUCCUUCUGACGUCAAUAUUUUGCUCAGUGGUUCAACUGAUGGUUACACGAACAUUUAUGACUUGAAACAAGAUGAGGAGGAGGACGCUUUACACCAAGUUAUUAAUUAUGCGUCAAUACAUUCCUGUGGAUGGUUGUCCCCAAAGAGGAUAUUUACACUAUCACAUAUGGAAACAUUUGCAAUUCACGAAUUGAACGACAAAUCUGACGAAUUGAAAGAGCCACAACCCUUGGACUUUGGUGAUGUAAGAGAAAUAUGGAACUGUGACUACGUGGUAGAUAUUUACCCUGGACUCAUUGCAACCGGUAAAACCCAAGAAAAUUGUGGAGAGUUGUGCCUCCUACCAUUUAAAGAUGAGAAGGUGGAUACUGAAAACGGUAUUGUUAUCCCACACGCCCAUGGAGACGAGGUCGUCAGAGAUAUUUUUAUACCAGCACAACAUAGCAACAUGUUAUACUCCUGUGGUGAAGAUGGUUGCGUUAAAAUUUGGGAAAACAAACAGGGGCCGUUAGAUAUUCCAGAAAAUUUUUGGGAUUACUCUAAAAAAAUGAACGUCUUAGGAGAUGACGACAGAGAAGGUUCCAUUAAUUUAGACGAACCUCUUAUUAUUCAAAAAGAAUCGGUUUCCACGAGGCCAAGGAAGGAGAAACACAAGAAAGCCAAGAAACAUUCCAUGAAAAGUCGUUUCAAACCAUACUAG
This is a messenger RNA of Saccharomyces cerevisiae S288C, 1170 nucleotides long. It is a transcript of the gene BCL1, whose product is annotated as ribosomal protein chaperone BCL1. The coding region runs from base 1 to 1170 and encodes 389 amino acids. The transcript has a single exon. The record is from RefSeq and is marked reviewed. NCBI's taxonomy places the organism in Eukaryota, Fungi, Ascomycota, Saccharomycetes, Saccharomycetales, Saccharomycetaceae.